GGCUAAAAGCAGCCAAAACGAGAUUGACUUAAUUUCCGGUGGAGGCAUGAACAUCGUAUUCUGUGUAAUCAAGAUUAGAUGAUGUAAAUAGCAUUGUGAAAAACGUCAGAAAUCACGACUCAAAAUGGCAGGCGAAAAAAUCACAAAUGGUGUGCCAUAUGGCGAGAAAUAUUCUAAAACAGAAAAGCCGAAAGGGACUUUUUAUUCCGUGGUCGCAGCUCUGAGGCCGUGGUCAUUCAGCGCUUCAUUGGUGCCAGUGGCUCUUGGAAGCAUGUUAGCGUACAAAGAUAGCGGGUAUUUUAAUGUGUGGAUAUUCAUAGUGACAUGUCUCACAGCCUUAUCGGUCCACGGGGCUGGAAACCUUGUCAACACCUACUUUGACUACAUGAAAGGGGUCGACGGGAGUAAGAGCGAUGACAGAACGCUGGUGGACCACAUCCUUGCCCCAAACGAUGUGGCCCAGCUGGGGGCAGCGCUGUACACUGUAGGGUGUGCAGGGUUCGUUCUCCUCGUCUACCUGUCCCCGGCAAAGAUGGAGCACCUGGCUCUGUUGUACUUUGGCGGACUCUCGGGGAGUUUCCUCUACACCGGAGGGCUAGGACUGAAAUACAUUGCCUUAGGAGACAUCGCCAUUUUUCUAACAUUUGGACCAGUGACUGUCAUGUUUUCCUUCCUCGCACAGUGCGGGAAGCUCUCUCUCCUUCCGCUUUGGUACGCCGUGCCAUUAGCACUGAACACUGAAGCCAUCCUCCACUGCAAUAACACAAGAGACAUGGAGACUGAUAAGGCCUCUGGUAUAAUCACCCUUGCCAUCUUAAUAGGCAGGACUGCAUCUUAUCUGUUAUUUGUACUGUUAUUAUUCUCCCCAUACAUCAGCUUGUUCGUCCUGGCCCUCCAUUACUCAGGAUGGUUUCUACUUCCUGUGCUGAGCAUAUUCCCAGCAUUUUCAAGGGAGAGAGAUUUUCGGGAGGGCAGGCUAAGGAGACUGCCACAGAAGCUAGCGCAACUAAAUAUUGUGUUUGGACUUUCAUAUGUAUUAGCUUGUUUUUUAGCCAAAGGAAGUAUGUUACCUGGAAUGAGACAUUGAGUAUUGAAGUUAUUAAUGGGGAUGAUGUGGUGGUGUGUUUACACAAGGAAUGUUCACAACAGUAUUUCAUGUGCUAACAGAAAUUAUGAAGAUAAAAUGUUGACUUUAUUAUUUAACAGGGUUUAAAGCCAUGCGCAUAGUUAUUAUUAUUAUUAUUUUUUUUUUAAUUAUUUUUCAACACAAACCAGAAAUGAAGCAUCAGAGGCAGGAUUAUUUCAAGUGUGAACAGACCAAGAUCUAUACUGACAAUUACAUGAAUUUAUGUUGUGGCAUUUCUUAAUGUAAUAAUUUAUAUAUCUCAGUUUAUUCUUCCCAUAUUGUAACUGUAGCACUUGCAAGGACUGGAGCACAGAUUUCAAAAUUUGAAAAACUGACCUAGAAAACCUGUGGCACUUAUUGUAAUCUGCAAGCAUUCUCUUUGUUGCAUGUUCACUCAGUAUAAACUGGUUGAGAAAUGCUGACAUCCUUUGUCAAUCCAUUUCUUGUCUGAAAAAAGCCGGGUGUAUAGGCAAGCAUUGCAGUAAUUAUUUUUCUGGUCUGUUUACACAAAGAUUUAAACUGGGCUUUUAAACUUGCAUUAACAGAAGUCUGUAUCCGCCAUGAAAAUAGAAACAUACCUGUAAUCUAGUUGUCUGAUGGUGCAAGUUAUCCCACAUUCCGGAUCAAAAGUUGCCCAGUUUGAACAAAGUUUUAUUUUUUAUUUAUUUAUUUCUUUUGAGGAGGGUGGGCUAUGAAGAGUAUUUGUUCUGUUUACUCAUUUCUUUUAUUAUGUCAUAAAUGGUUGUUCCAUGAAAUACUAAUUAACCAAAUUGAAUCUAAACAUCUUUGUGUUCCUCUGAACAAAAUGUUCAACGCUUUUUAACUGAGACGCAUUCGCUUGAAGAUGGAUAUUUCAAACAAAAAAGCAAACAUGUUUUCACAGAAUUGAAAAAUACAGUUUACGAAAUGUUUAUAUUUCUUGGCACAAACUGGCCGCUACUCGAAUGAUUCCCUAGGUUUUCUCCGAGAAUGACACCAAGAAAAUUGGAGCGUGUUUAGGCUAAGUGCAGUUAUGAGCAAAGUUAUGAUUUGGGAUACAAUAGUCACAAUAAACUGGAUACAUCUAA
Lingula anatina is the source of this 2193-nucleotide messenger RNA. RefSeq names its product ubiA prenyltransferase domain-containing protein 1. Gene Ontology annotation, cellular component: Golgi membrane; endoplasmic reticulum. Lineage: Eukaryota; Metazoa; Brachiopoda; Lingulata; Lingulida; Lingulidae. Gene Ontology annotation, molecular function: prenyltransferase activity. Gene Ontology annotation, biological process: vitamin K biosynthetic process; menaquinone biosynthetic process. The record is from RefSeq and is a predicted model, not a curated record.